AUGAAGCAGGUAUUUUUUCUCGAAGGGUUUCAAUGGUCCGAAAUUGAUGCACAUCAUGACGAUGAAAUUAUCAAAUUUCAGAUACGCUGUUUCGGUGCUAGCUUCGAGAUUCAAUAUAAAUUUCAUAAUCUAUCUCCUUCACCAAAUCUCUUAGAACAGUUUCGUAGCUCUCUUGCUAUUAUGAGAGCAUACGAGACUGGAGAUAAUCUAGAUGCCGAAAGAGCUUCCGAAGAGAUUCUUUGCCUUAAGAAACCAUUCGAGAAGAUUAUGAUUGAACUGGCUCCAACAAGCUCACCAUCUUUAUCUCAUCAUUUAUCCGAUUAUCUCUAUUCACCUCUUCUUAUGCUUGAAGCCAUAGCAACAACCCGAGAUAGCAUUAUCAUUGAACCACAUUUCAAAGGGCAAUUGCCACGACAAAUAAGAUUUCCUGCAGGUCAAUAUAUACCUACGUCAGCGGAUUGGCUGGAUUUAGUGAAAUCCUCGACUUCACAACAAAUACGGCUUCCAAUAUCAUCAAAUCUGGAACAGCAUCCGUGUGUCCGAGGUCCAACUAAGGUUAUUGCUGAGGAUGGGGCAAUUUGUUACUACAAGGAAUUGCCCCAGUGGUUAUCACCUCUAUCGACAGUAACAGAGGCAAAACCAUGGAUACAUACACAGAUUCCAGCUGCCAUCGAAGCAAAGAAGCUUCACUCCGAUAUACACAUCUGUCGCUUGCAUAGUGUGAUUAUUGAUGAUGAUCGUAAAGUCUUGCAGCACUGGGUUCGUGCUACAGAAAAGGAUCUAAUUGAUAUUUGGGAAAACGAUGGCUCAGAUGAUUGGACACUCUAG
Molecule: messenger RNA, 828 nt
Organism: Sclerotinia borealis F-4128
Lineage: Eukaryota; Fungi; Ascomycota; Leotiomycetes; Helotiales; Sclerotiniaceae
Source: the annotation of a GenBank genome assembly